Molecule: messenger RNA, 1021 nt
Organism: Drosophila busckii
Lineage: Eukaryota; Metazoa; Arthropoda; Insecta; Diptera; Drosophilidae
Product: fibrinogen-like protein 1
Exons: 3
Coding region: 223-999 (258 amino acids)
Source: RefSeq, a predicted model, not a curated record
UUAAAAUUGUUGGCAAUUUUUUAUAUAUUUUCUAGUAUACGAGUUCAUUGUGAAUUAACGAAUAAUGUGACUGCAACAACUGCAUGUGAUUCACAUUGCUACAAAGUUCUCAGACCACUACUGGAGUAUGCGACUGAGGCAAAAACAAAGCUGGAUCAACUGACAGCAUUGGAGUUAAAGCUGCACGAUCAACGAAUUAUAAUUGAUGAACAUGCAGCAACAAUGUUGAGCAAAGAUCAGCUAAUCAAUGAGAAGAAUUUACGCAUAAUAGAGCUACAAACGGCUUUGGAGCUGAAGAGCAAGCAACUACUGGAGCAAGCCCAAGCCAAGCAGCUGGAAGAGAAAUUAAGCAGAUACCUGGAGCAACGCGCAGCUGCCAGCUGUGUGCCAUUUGAGAACUCCACGGAUGUGCAAACGAUACGUGUGCCAGGCAUAGAUCCCUUCAAGGUUAGUUGCGACUCCAGCCUGAUUGGCUCCGGCUGGACUGUUAUUCAGCGCAGACAAGACGGCAGCGAGAGCUUCAAUCGCGAAUGGAGCGACUAUCGCGCAGGCUUUGGCAAUUUACGUAGCGAGUUCUUUGUAGGGCUGGAAAAGCUCUAUCUAAUGACAAAGACUCAGCCUCAUGAGCUAUAUAUACACCUGGAGGACUUUCAGCACAACACACGAUAUGCGCGGUAUACAAACUUUGCCAUAGGCAGUGAGGAGGAGGCGUAUAAAUUGGAAUCGAUUGGCAACUACACUGGCAAUGCUGGAGAUUCUAUGGCCUAUCAUCUUGACUAUAAGUUCUCAACUCCAGAUCGCGAUAACGAUGUAAACCCUACAAACUGUGCCAAGCAUUUCCAAUCAGGCUGGUGGUUUCACAAAUGUUACAAUUGCAAUCUCAACGGCGUGUAUACCAUGACAGAUUCUAAAAAGGAUUUGGAUGUGUUGCAAUGGAGAACCUGGCACCAUAAGCCGCUUAGAUUUGUGCAAAUGAUGAUAAGACCCAAGCCUGCUUAAAUCGAAUUAUUCAUAGCUUAAG